Molecule: messenger RNA, 753 nt
Organism: Rotaria socialis
Lineage: Eukaryota; Metazoa; Rotifera; Eurotatoria; Philodinida; Philodinidae
Source: the annotation of a GenBank genome assembly
AUGGACGAUCAUAGUCUGUCACCAACAAGGAGAACUUAUCAUGCUGUUCAAAAUAUCCCUCAGAAAACAAUGGAUCCAAAGUUCAUCGUCGUUCUUUUUUGUGUGGAAGCUGGUGCUCUAGUUUUUAAUGCAAUUCAUGUGAAAGCUCCUGAAAUUCAUAUUUAUAAUUCAUAUAAUCAAAAGCCGAUCAUUUUUAAUCAAUCAUCCGCACAAAUUUAUUCGUGUUUUCUAACAAUAAAUUAUUGUGUUUAUGAACAUAAACAAUUACGUUUUCUUAAAGUUAUACACGUCAUAUUUAUUUCGAUUAUCGUUACUUGUUAUUGUGGUUUAUUUACUAUUAUUCUUCGUAAAGGGGCAAAUGUUAGAGUACAAAAUGAUUUAGGUAUAACAUGGUACGGUGCAUUACAAUUAGUCGUUCUGUUAACACUUGCGUUACAUACACUUUUAAUGGUUAUUAUCCAUGAACGCGAUUAUGCGAAUGUCAAAAACUGCAAUGAAGACAGUCGUUUGAUACGUGCGGAAAAUCUUUUUACUUAUGUUGUUCUUAGUAUGCUAGAAAUAGCGUAUAUUGGUUUUGAUAUAUUAAAUCGACAAGUAACUAUACAUGCUUUACAUCAAAAUUUUGAACAUCGAGCACGACAAGCUGAACAUCAAAUACCAUCGAGCAGCUACAAUCUUAGGAGAAAAACAAAUUUGUCACCGGCAGAAAGUUUUGUAACUGUUGAUGAAGAAUUCAUAUCAGAGUUAAUGUAA